Molecule: messenger RNA, 471 nt
Organism: Dothidotthia symphoricarpi CBS 119687
Lineage: Eukaryota; Fungi; Ascomycota; Dothideomycetes; Pleosporales; Dothidotthiaceae
Exons: 2
Coding region: 1-471 (156 amino acids)
Source: RefSeq, a predicted model, not a curated record
AUGAUACCCGACGCAGACUGCAGCCGUGCUCGUAUUCCCCAAAGUGAGCACAGCUCGUCACUCUGGGCAGCUGGCGCGGCAGCCGGAGAAGCCCAGAUCAGAAACCACCGUGUUCCAGCAGAGAGUGUCUCGCUGAGCUUGUUUGAGCGAGAAUCAGGACAAAAUGGCAUGGCUGUGGUGUGGAGUAGGCAGAAGGCGCCCCUGUGGAGGGCCCCGGUUGUCGGUUGGCGAUUGGCGAUGCUGGGCGUCUGGGACCUGCGCCUUCGACGUGCGCCUCCUGAGAAUCCUGAGAAGACCGGCCCAGCAUUCGGCUCCUUCCCAAACUUUCCACUUGUCUUGCUCUCCUCUCCCACCGUCCUGACCUCCCGACCACGCUCUUUGACCGCCACAACUAAUAAUCGCAUUCUGGCCCUCGUCGCCCGCGCCGCCGCUCGCUCCGUACCCUCCGCUUCACAACCCUGCGCAUCCUGA